Messenger RNA from Microsporum canis CBS 113480, 3180 nucleotides. Its product is annotated as C2 domain-containing protein. Gene Ontology annotation, molecular function: phosphatidylserine decarboxylase activity; calcium ion binding. The transcript has 8 exons. Gene Ontology annotation, biological process: phospholipid biosynthetic process. NCBI's taxonomy places the organism in Eukaryota, Fungi, Ascomycota, Eurotiomycetes, Onygenales, Arthrodermataceae. Bases 1 to 3180 code for a protein of 1059 amino acids. The record is from RefSeq and is a predicted model, not a curated record.
AUGGUCCGCCUACCUCUCCCACAUCGACGCAGUGGGAACCGUUCCCCGAAGAUUGGUUCCUCGUCUCAGGAUGACCUCUCUGCCUCUCCUGGCGUCUCUGAGAUGAAAUACCCGUUGAUCUUGAAAACUCAGGUUAUUAGUGGCCGCAACCUAGCUGCAAAGGAUAGGAAUGGCAUGAGUGACCCUUAUCUGGUAAUCACCCUAGGCCAUGCCAGAGAGUCAACGCCGACAAUCAGCAAGACUUUGAACCCGGAAUGGAAUGUCUGCUUCGAUCUACCUAUAGUCGGCGUUCCGUUGCUCGAAUGCGUGUGCUGGGACAAGGAUAGGUUUGGGAAGGAUUACAUGGGUGAAUUUGAUAUCCCUCUAGAAGAUAUCUUUUCAAACGGUCAGAUUCAGCAGGAACCCCAAUGGUACGACCUUCAAUCAAAAUGGAAGACAAGCAGCAAGAAGAACAAUGAUGUCUCCGGCCAGAUUCAGCUGCAAUUCUCUCUCAUUGACCCUGCCAACCCUUCUGCCUCCCCAGAUCAGAUCCUCUCUAGGUUCAAGAGCCUCAUCCGUAACAGUGAUGAUGAGGAUGAAGAUGCCACACCUACCACGUCUGGGGAUAAUGAAGAGGUUGGUGAAAGCUCAAGGGAAGACCUGACCAGGCCGGAUGAUAUUGUGCAGCAACGGCAAAAGUCAAAAGUUGCUCGACUAAAGCGGAGGUCUAUUGCGGUGCGAGCAUAUGAAUUCUGCGGAGCCAAGGACGGGGUAGUUGGGAUUGUUUUCAUUGAAAUAAACAAGGUUCUCGACCUACCACCAGAAAAGAACAUGACUCGCACGUCCUUCGACAUGGACCCGUUUGUAGUCACGUCUCUCGGCAGAAAGACCAUGAGAACCCGUGUUAUCCGUCACAAUUUGAAUCCAGUCUUUGAUGAGAAGAUGGUAUUUCAAGUGAUGAAGCAUGAACAGUCCUACUCCAUCAGCUUCACAGUUAUUGACAGAGACAAACUGUCUGGAAAUGAUUUUGUUGCAUCUACAAACUUUCCUCUGCAGACCCUCAUUCAGGCUGGCCCUGUAGCUGACCCAGAGACCGGCCUAUACCAACUGCUCGAUCUUCCCCAGGACCCGGUUGAGCCCUCCACGCCUCCAUCUACUUCCAAAUCUAGAUUCAGGCUUACCCUCUCACGCUCUACUUCGGCAUCAAAUCUCACUAAAAUGGCAAAGCCGUCUCUAAAAUCUAAAUCCUCAGCUGCUUCGUUAGCUAGCCAAUACCAACAGGAAAUACAGCAGGCCCCAACUUCUAACCCUACGUCUCAGAAUGAGCCCACAUCAAUGCUGAACGUCCCUGGAGCUUCCUCGCCAGUUUUUCCCGACAAGGCCAACUUCUCUUCCACUAACCCAGACACAGAAGCAUUCAAACAUUACGUUAUACCACUGUUACUGAAGAACAAAGAUAGGUGGGAGGACAAGCAUAAUCCCGAACUGCAUAUCAAAGCAAAGUAUAUGCCGUACCAAGCUCUAAGGCAGCAGUUCUGGCGUGUCAUGCUACGACAGUAUGAUGCCGAUGAGAGUGGGCGUAUCAGUAAAAUCGAAUUAACUACUAUGUUGGACACCCUAGGGUCGACAUUGAAAGAUUCGACUAUUGAUGGGUUUUUCCAUCGGUUUGCAGCGGAAAACGAGUCAACUGGAGACACUAUGGAUCUCACUUUUGAUCAAGCGGUGAUCUGUCUUGAAGAGAAGCUGCAGGAGUUGCAAAAGAAAACAGUAGGCGCCACAAUGUCUAAAUUAGUGCAAUUCCCAUCGUCCUCUUCAGGGCCGUUAGAAACUAGUCGCGAUGAAUCGGCCUCUGGUAGCGAAGAGGGCACCAGCUCACCCCAGGGUGAACUCUCUGAUGAGCGUGGUGAAGAACAUGUUAUUGAGAUUCGAGAGUGCCCUCUAUGCCACCAACCUCGCCUAGGCAAACGGUCCGAUGCAGACAUCAUCACUCACCUUGCUACUUGUGCUAGCCAGGACUGGAGGCAAGUAGACAAUUUGGUCAUGGGCGGCUUCGUAACGUCCAGCCAAGCACAGAGGAAAUGGUAUAGCAAAGUUAUCACCAAGCUAUCGUAUGGCGGCUACAAGAUUGGAGCAAAUUCGGCCAAUAUCUUGGUCCAGGACCGUUUGACGGGACAAAUCAACGAAGAGAAGAUGAGCGUGUAUGUUCGACUAGGCAUUCGAUUACUGUAUAAAGGCUUGAAGAGCAGGGAAAUGGAGAAGAAGAGAAUUCGAAAAAUGCUCAAAUCUCUGAGUAUCAAACAAGGUCGAAAAUAUGAUGACCCUGCUUCUUCCAGUCAAAUUGAUGCUUUCAUCGAAUUCCAUCAACUUGACAUGAGCGAAGUUCUCCUCCCUCUAGACCAGUUCAAGUCAUUUAAUGAAUUCUUCUACCGUGCUCUGAAACCAGGCGCACGUCCCUGCUCCGCUCCCGAUAAUCCCAACAUCAUCGUCUCACCUGCAGAUUGUCGCUCUGUGGUCUUCGACCGCAUCACCGAAGCCACCCAGAUCUGGGUUAAGGGCCGUGAAUUCUCCAUCGAGCGACUCCUUGGUAAAGCUUAUCCUGAAGACGUCGAGCGCUACAAGAACGGCGCGCUUGGGAUCUUCCGCCUUGCGCCACAGGAUUAUCACCGCUUCCACAUCCCCGUUGAUGGCAUUCUAGGCACCCCAAAAACCAUCGAGGGAGAAUACUAUACCGUUAACCCAAUGGCCAUUCGCUCUGCCUUGGACGUUUAUGGGGAGAAUGUUCGAAUUGUUGUCCCCAUAGAUUCUGUUGCUCAUGGCCGCGUGAUGGUUAUUUGUGUCGGUGCGAUGAUGGUCGGCAGUACCGUAAUCACACAGGAGGCUGGGGCAAAGGUAUCCAGGACUGACGAGCUCGGAUACUUCAAGUUUGGAGGAAGCACCUUAUUAGUCCUGUUUGAACCAGGGCGAAUGAACUUCGACAGUGACUUGGUCGAUAACUCAAAAGGUGCAUUGGAAACCUUGAUUCGCGUGGGAAUGUCCAUAGGUCACAGUCCAACUGUCUCCCAAUAUACCCCUGACAUACGUAAGCCUGGUAAAUAUGCAACCGCCGAGGAAAUAGAAGAAGCAAAUCGCAGGAUUGGUGGUCCCGAUCCUUCAUUAAUCCCAGAAUCAGCCUCGGACCUUCGCCUUGACGAAAUAAAAUAG